AUGGCAAACAUCGACCGCCCCAAAACACCCCUCGACGAAACCCUCUGGCGCGACCAAGCCUGGUACCGCACCUGGGGCCCCCUCACCCCAUUCACUGUAAUGGACUACUUCCGCCUCUCCACCUUCUUCGACAACACCUCCAACAACGGCACCCUCUUCCAACAAAUGCAAUUCCGCCCCGAAAUCCGCCAAGAGCUGGCCACGCCCGACCUCUUCAACGCGCGCCUCCGCCGCAUGACGGGCGUCGAAUACAUGCUCGCCACCGGCUCCUCCGACACGGGCGUCUGGGUGAUAAGGAAGCAGCUGCGGCGCGGCGUGGUGAGGGCUGAGGACGGGCAGGAGGUCGAGGAUGUGAGUGUGCUUGCGACGUACUAUGUCGUGGGUGAGAAUGUGUUUAUGGCGCCGGCGGUGGGGGCGGUGUUGAUGAACCGGAUGUUAACCGCCAUCACGGCCCUCCGCAGCGCCCAGUCCAUCGCCGCCAGCAUCGCCGAAUACCGCCCCGCCGGCUCCUCCACCGCCGCUUCCACCUCCGAGAAAAAAGCCGACAACAGCGGCGCCAGCGCCAGCAAUAGCAGCGUAGGCGGUAGCAGCGCGAAGGAGCUGCCGAGGGCGCUGGCGCUGCAUCUGAAGUACCAGGGCGAGUAUAUGGACGACCAUGCGCCGCUGCUUGGGGAUCCAGGGAGCUUUCUGCAGAGCGGGCCGGCGGCUGGGGGAGGGGCGGCGGGAGGAGGAGGUGGGGGGGUGGGAGGGGCGGUGGGUGCGGGGGUGGGUGGGGUGGGGGGCAUGGGGAGGGGGAGUAGGAGUGGGACGCCGGCGGGGGAGAAGAAGGAGGUGGGGACGCCGAGGAGGAAAUAG
This is a messenger RNA of Morchella importuna, 855 nucleotides long. RefSeq lists its product as uncharacterized. Lineage: Eukaryota; Fungi; Ascomycota; Pezizomycetes; Pezizales; Morchellaceae. Gene Ontology annotation, molecular function: transcription coactivator activity. Bases 1 to 855 code for a protein of 284 amino acids. The transcript has 3 exons. Gene Ontology annotation, cellular component: mediator complex; core mediator complex. The record is from RefSeq and is a predicted model, not a curated record. Gene Ontology annotation, biological process: regulation of transcription by RNA polymerase II.